CGCGCUGUCUGCUUCCGGCUCGGAGCGCGGUGCUUCGGCAGUUCCGGAAUUUCUGUCCCAGUUUCCUAGGCGUCCUCCUUAGCGUCUUGCAUGGCCCCAGACUCGGGUCCUUGCCCAGAGGGGCCGCUAUUGAAGCUGCUGCCUGUCGAUGCCAGGGACCGGGGCACCCAGCGCUGCCGCCUGGGCCCGGCCGCCCUUCGUGCCAUCGGUGCGCGCUUGGGCUCGGCGGUGCGGGUCACGUUGCCGGGCGGCGGCUGUUGCUUGUGCACCGCGUGGCCGCGGCGGGAUGGGGCGGACGGCUUCGUGCAGCUGGACGCGCAAUGCGCGAGCCCCGGAGCAGCGGUGGCGGGGUCUGGCGGGAGCGGCCUGCACCUGGGCUGCCUGAGCGCGGUGCCCUGUCCGCCGCUGCGACGCGUGUCCGUGUGGCCCGUGCUGCGGGAGCGCGCGGGCGCGCCGGGGGACUCUGUGGUGCUGGAGGCCGCGCGCGAGCUGCUGAGGAACCGGCCGGUGUCCCGGGGCCUGGUGCUGGCCGCGCCCCCUGGGGCCCCGGGCCCGCUGGCCGCCUUGCACAUCGUGGGCGGGGCCCCCGAGCCGGACCCGGCGGGGCUGGUCACCGCGCGCACCUGCGUGGGCCUGGGUGCCGAGCCGCGGGUCGAGGAGGCACCGCCACCGGCCGAGGAGACACUGGGGGGCCUGGAGGAGGCGGUGGACGCGCUGCGCGAACUCCUGCUCCUGCCGCUGUGCUACCCGCGCGCACUAGCGGCGCUGGGCCUAGCCGUGCCCCGCGGGGUGCUGCUGGCCGGGCCGCCCGGCGUAGGGAAGACUCAGCUGGUGCGCGCAGUGGCGCGGGAGGCGGGCGCGCAGCUGCUGGCGGUGAGCGGCGCGGCGCUGCAGGGCGCGCGGCCCGGGGAGACUGAGGCGCGCGUGCGGCGCGUGUUUGAGCGCGCGCGGGAGCUGGCGGCGCGUGGCCCUAGCCUGCUGCUCCUGGACGAGUUGGAUGCGCUGUGUCCCCGGCGGGGCGGUGCACACCGCGCCCCCGAGAGCCGCGCGGUGGCACAGGUGCUGACGCUGCUGGACGGUUUCGGCGGUGACAGCGACGUGGUGGUAGUGGGAACCACCAACCGACCAGACGCGCUGGACCCGGCCUUGCGCAGACCCGGAAGGUUUGAACGCGAGGUUAUCAUCGGGGCUCCCACGCUGAAACAGAGAAAGGCAAUUCUGCAGGCAAUCACUGCAAAGAUGCCCACCUCCUCGGACAUGGAUUUGGACGCACUUGCAGAGAUGACGGUGGGCUACGUGGGCGCCGACCUGACUGCGCUGUGCCGGGAGGCCGCCAUGCACGCGCUGCUAGCCAUGGAGAAGCACCGAGAUGGUCCUGCCGUCACGCAGAAGGACUUCCUGAGUGCGCUGAGGAGGGUGCAGCCUUCAGCGUUGCGCAGCGCCAUUGGGCUGCUGGACGUCAGGCCUGUCGGCUGGGAGGAGAUCGGUGGCCUGGAAGACGUCAAACUCAAGCUGAAACAGAGCGUUGAGUGGCCCCUGAAGUUCCCGCAGGCCUUUGCCCGGAUGGGCCUGACGCCUCCCCGCGGCCUCCUGCUCCACGGGCCGCCUGGCUGCGCCAAGACCACCCUAGUGCGGGCCCUGGCCACCAGCUGCCACUGUGCCUUCCUGUCGCUGAGCGGAGCAGAGCUCUUCUCGCCUUUCGUCGGGGAUUCAGAAAAAGCCUUGGCCCAGGUGUUUCGGCAAGCGAGAGCGAACACACCAGCAGUCGUGUUUUUGGACGAGAUCGACUCCAUCUUGGGGUCCCGCUCGGGCGGCAGAGCGGGGUGCGGUGUGGAGGAGCGGCUGCUCUCUGUCCUCCUGACGGAGCUGGACGGAGUGGGACUGAAGCCCACAGAGAGAAGAGGAAGUAAAGCCGGCCCACAGGGAUUCGAGGAAGUUUCCAGUCGGAAUGUUAUGAUUGUUGCCGCCACAAACAGGCCGGACAUGCUAGACGACGCCUUGAUGCGCCCUGGGAGGCUGGACAGGGUCAUCUACAUCCCCCCUCCAGAUCAGGAGGGCAGACUUUCUAUUUUAAAAGUCUGUACACAGAACAUGCCGCUAGGGGCUGAUGUCUCCUUAGAGGACCUGGCCGCCAAGACCCAUCUCUUCUCUGGCGCUGACCUCAGGAACCUGUGCAGAGAGGCAGCCCUGCUGGCUCUGCAGGAGGAUGGGCUGGAUGCAUCCGUAGUGACUCGGCAGCACUUCCUGAAGUCUCUGGGGACUGUGACACCAUCCUUACGGCACACGGACCUGUCUCUGUAUGAAAACUUAUUCAGGAAAGAAGGCCCCGCCGCCUUGGAGGACAUCUAAGGGUGCCAUGGGUGUCCAGUCAUUCGUGCCGGUAGAGUGUGAAGGUGCCUGGAGAUUGUAACCUCACGCCUUCAGAGUUUGUGUUUAUAUUUUAGGUAAAUUAAAGAACAAAAAGCAAAUACAGCCUGUGCCCGAGGAGCUAAGGCUCACCUUAUUGCAAAAGGCAGGUUAAAAUACUGUCACAGCCAGGCGUGGAGGCGUACCCUGUGAUCCCAGCUCUUGAGAGGCUGAGGCAGGAGGAUCGCUGAGUUUGAGACCCAGCCUGGGCUACAGAGUGAGCUCAAGGCCAGCCUGAACUGCAUAGCGACACUCUUGUCUCAAAAAGACCAAAAAAAAACCAAACAAAAAAAAAACACCUCAAGUAGGAAUCAGGACGUGUAUUCACUGAUUUUUGUAAGGGUGACUGGUUUUGGUUGAUUGCUUUUUUUUGUAACCUUGAAAUAAUUUCAUAGUUAUAGAAAAGUUGCAAGAACAUUACAAAAAUCUGUCUAUUCCAGCUCACAGUCACCAGUUACGACAUUUUGUCAUUUGUUUUCUCUGUCUUUCGGAAGUCUCUAUCUGUCUGUCACACAGUAUUUUUUUAACAGUCUGAGAACAGGAGACAGGUGCAUUCUGAGUCUGAGAAGCGUGUCCUGAGGCAGUGUCAUCACCCAUGGGUGCCGUAGUAGUCUGCUUGCACACACUGAGCUGGCUACAGCGUCACAGGGUGCUGGGGUCCGAGGGAGCCAAGCAGUCACACCUGUCCCCGAGGCUGACCAGUACACCAGCGAGUGGUGUCCCUGGAGACUCUGAAUCAGGUGCUCUGUGUUCACUGUGUUGUAGUCGGCAGUCGGGGAAUGAGCGAUGGUGACAGCUUCUUCAUCCGUUGUCCCAGUGAUGUCCAGGUCAUCACGUUCUCCUGUCUCGGGUCCUAGGUCACGUGGAGUUGUCCUUAGCUUCUCAGCUUGGGACAGGUCCUGGGGGUUGGCUCCAGAGGGCUUAGACUAGUGAGCCAUUCUGUAGAACAGUGGUCCCCGGGUUUGUACAGCUCACACCUUUGAGGUCAUCCCUCAUUCAGGGUGCCCUUCAGGCCCUGUGACAGCAGGCAGACACUCAGGUACCAGCUGGGGGCCAGCAGGCUUCAAAAGAUCGAGAUGGGGCUGCAGCGGGGAUGGGGUGUUCCCGAACCCCACGGAGCUAGUCUUCAGUUUGCCCAGGUGCCCCCACUUGGACUUAAUCUCUCCUUUCAGUGCCAGGUCAUGCCAUGGCGUGGUUACCUAUUGGCAUAAAAUGUACCACAUCUUGAAAAGGAUCUUGUGUCUUUUUUAAAAUUUCACUUUGUACCAUUGCGGUUAUAUGUGCACCCAUGUUUACAGCAGCACAGUUUGUAACAGCUGAAUCUUGGAGUCCACCCACUGGCCCAUCAACUCGGGAAUGAAUAGAUAUUCUUUUAUACAAUGGAGUACUACUCAGCCAUAAAGAAAAGCAAGUGUGAGAGAUUUCGAGGUAAAUGGAUGCACCUUGAGACCAGACUCUGAAGUGAAGAAAAAUGGCACAUGUAAAUACUGCAUUGCUUCUCUGGUGAGAAACUGAAAUUGUAAGGAAGAACCAAAAUGUGUGAUAGAUGCUGUGAACCAGAAAAUGUUCGAAUGAGAAGGGGAACUAGAGAAGGGGAAAAAAAAUGAGAAAAAUAAAAAAUGAAAACAAAACCUUUUGAAUAAGGAAGGGAAGCUGUGUUGAAGGGAGGGGAGAGGAAUGAGAAAAGGUACCGUAUGCACAGGUACAAAUUCCCAAUGACGUGAUCAUUCUGUGCCUGAAAUUCUCCAAUAAAGUGAAUUUUUAACAA
Molecule: messenger RNA, 4174 nt
Organism: Cavia porcellus (domestic guinea pig)
Lineage: Eukaryota; Metazoa; Chordata; Mammalia; Rodentia; Caviidae
Gene: Afg2b
Product: AFG2 AAA ATPase homolog B
Exons: 8
Coding region: 91-2349 (752 amino acids)
Molecular function (GO): ATP hydrolysis activity; ATP binding
Source: RefSeq, a predicted model, not a curated record